Molecule: messenger RNA, 423 nt
Organism: Puccinia triticina
Lineage: Eukaryota; Fungi; Basidiomycota; Pucciniomycetes; Pucciniales; Pucciniaceae
Exons: 2
Coding region: 1-423 (140 amino acids)
Source: RefSeq, a predicted model, not a curated record
AUGCAAUUUAGCACACUCCGUAUUUCACUCACCGCGGCUGUUUUGAGCGUCACCGGUAUCAUAGCAGCUCCUGCUCCUUCGAUUGGCAUUGGUGGCGGGGUUGGACUCGGAGUCGGGAUUGGCUUAGGAGGUGGCUUAGGAGGUGGUUUAGGAGGUGGCUUAGGAGGUGGCUUGGGAGGUUACGGAAGCGGCUGGGGAGGAUACGGAAGCGGCUGGGGAGGAUACGGAAGCGGCUACGGCGGUUACGGCGAUGGAGGCUAUGGUGGCUUAGGCGGUCUAUAUGGAGGAGGACUUGGAGGAGGGUUUGGAGCAGGACUUGGAGGAGGACUUGGAGGAGGACUUGGAGGAGGAUUUGGAGCAGGACUUGGAGGAGGACUUGGAGGAGGACUCGGAGGAGGACUUGGGUACGGCGGCUACUACUAG